UAAAAAGAAAACACCUAAAAACUGAAAUGUUGCUGUUCGGUUUAGAUAAUACACGACAUAUUUCAGCCUAUUAUGCGUACUGCCAUUAAGAUAGGCGGUAACAUUUUGCAAUGGCAUUUUCCUUUUAUAAAAAUAUUUUUUUUGCCCCAUGAUAUAACGAUUAAAUUGCAGAAUUCAUUUACAGAUGAUUUUAUUGGUACACUGGAUGAACAAAGUAUACAGCGAGCAAAAGAUGAACUAAAUGAAGAUGAAAAGAACCGACAAGGAGCUGUAGAAACAUUUAGGGAAUGGGUGAUACAGCAACAGUGGCUAAAAACACCGACAGAUACACGCUUUUUGUUGCGAUUUUUGAGACCUAAAAAGUACAGCCAACUGGAAUCAAGAAAGGCCAUAGAACAGUUCUGGAGGAGCAGAUCCCAAAUUCCAGAAUGGUGUAGUAACAAAGACCCCAGAGAUCCUGUAAUACAAGACGUACUUAGCAAAGGGUUUGUGAUGCGGCUGCCGAAGGCGGACAAAGACGGAAGAAUCUACCUUCUCCAAAGAGCUGGGUGUAUGGACGUAGAUUACAUUAAAAAUAAACUUGGAGGACCAGAUGCUAUAUUUAAAACGUUUUCUGUGAUCGUUGAUUGGAUAACGAUGGAUCCGAGGGCACAAGUGAAUGGAAUGGUCGGAAUAUUGGACCUUACUGGAUACGGCAUCCAGCACAAGCUGGUACUGCAUACGAUGGAAAAUAUUAGGAAAAUGUCUUCUAUGAUGCAGUCAAAUCCAAUGCGUGUGAAGGGGUUGCACGCGUACAAUCUUCCUCCAGCAUUUGAAGCCGUACUCGCAUUGAUUAAAACUUUUCUGAAGCCAAAGCUAAGAGACAGAGUAAGAACGCAUGGACGAACACUUGUUUCCCUGUAUGAGGAUAUAGAUAUGAGUGUUUUACCAAAGGAGUAUUUACCUGAUGAUUAUCCUUGUUGGGGAACUCUCGAAGAAAUUAUAGAAUACAACAAACAAGAGAUUUUAAAGCAGCCGGUAGUUGAUCACAUUAUGGGUCUGACUCAGGGAGAUUACGGCGUGGAUUUAAAGCUGAAGCCAUCAGGAGAGGACGUUCCCUCCGAAUCCUUCAGAAAACUAAAUGUUGACUGACUGGUGUCACAGUUUUAUUGCCUUAGUUUGUUACAUUAAUUUUAUUUUUCACUUUGACAUUACUUACAUUCUUAUACCAUUUUAUUUGUUAGAUGUUUACUGACAAGGUCUAAGUGCAAUAUCAUAAAUAAUGUUUUGUUUUAGAUGUUAUUAUUUUAGAUAGAAUUAUAGUUACGUAAGUAAACAUUGUCUUUAAAAUACUGUGUCACUUUUUCCGUGAAUUAUGAUUAUAAAUGUUGAAACAUUUUCAAUAGAAUCUUGAGAUUUUAUUUUGCCGAGUAUAACAGGAACGAAAUGCCUACUCAAUCUUUGAAAAUAUCACAACCGAAUUGUUCAAGUACUAACGUAUUAUCUAUUCAGAUGACAUUAGA
Messenger RNA from Mercenaria mercenaria, 1502 nucleotides. Its product is annotated as retinaldehyde-binding protein 1-like. The coding region runs from base 73 to 1131 and encodes 352 amino acids. NCBI's taxonomy places the organism in Eukaryota, Metazoa, Mollusca, Bivalvia, Venerida, Veneridae. The transcript is spliced from 7 exons. The record is from RefSeq and is a predicted model, not a curated record. Gene Ontology annotation, molecular function: phosphatidylinositol bisphosphate binding. Gene Ontology annotation, cellular component: membrane.